UGUGAGUACUGCGUUAUCAUUUUACUGGUGGAGAACAAGCUUGGACUUGUUUCAGGAUUAUGGCCAGAAGACUGGUACAACGCGGUCUGUGUAAUUGCUACCAAGUCGCCGGUACUCAUUGCUCAAGAGAACCUGCGGUCGGAACUGAUCGACAACGCCGCAAUCAAAGGCGACACGAUUUCGCCGAAUGAAUUACAAGAGUUCCGUAACACAGUUUGUGGAGUGCUGAAUCACCAGGCCGAAGUCGUUCCUAUAGUGAAUCGAAUGGAUUUCGCUCAGUGCACCUAUCUUCUGUCGGUUCUACGCAUGGAGAAGAUGAGAGUGAUUCAUGCUGAACACAAGGAGGCGUUGCAUGAGUUCUUUAAGUAUCUCGAGGACAAAACGAUUCGAAAGGACAAGGGAGGUAUGUGGAUGUGCUUGUUAGCGGGAGCAUCGAUCGUCUUCGAAGCGUAUCUUGACAACCAUAAAAAGAGUCGAGCGGAUGAAUCAUCCGAGUCAGCGCUGGAAUACCAUGUCCAAUUCUUGCUCAUACAGUUCAAUCACAAUCUUAAGGAGGUUCGUCGUUGUGCCGAUGCUUGUCUCUCUAGACUGGUAGACAAAUUCCCAUACCUCCUCUGGAGUGGAAGAGUUUUGACGACAGCGUUACGACUCCUGCAGGAAUAUGUCUCCACAUUUGGGGCACCCACGGACACUUCAUUGCGACUUGCGAUGGAUGCGGUCACAAACGCCGGUUCUGAGAAUACCAGCAUGUAUCUGUCUUCUCUUCAUAUGAGAAGCAUGUAUCUUGGA
This is a messenger RNA of Ostertagia ostertagi, 789 nucleotides long. The record is from the annotation of a GenBank genome assembly. NCBI's taxonomy places the organism in Eukaryota, Metazoa, Nematoda, Chromadorea, Rhabditida, Trichostrongylidae.